Molecule: messenger RNA, 1683 nt
Organism: Exaiptasia diaphana
Lineage: Eukaryota; Metazoa; Cnidaria; Anthozoa; Actiniaria; Aiptasiidae
Product: protein RFT1 homolog
Exons: 3
Coding region: 7-1632 (541 amino acids)
Biological process (GO): dolichol-linked oligosaccharide biosynthetic process; glycolipid translocation
Cellular component (GO): endoplasmic reticulum membrane
Source: RefSeq, a predicted model, not a curated record
UACAAAAUGGCGGACGAAAAGAGUGUUGUUCAAAGUACAUUUCGUUCAGCGUCCUAUAAUGUUGUUUUACAAGUCAGUUUUAGAGUCCUUACAUUUGCUAUGAAUGGGGUUCUUCUUCGUUACACUAGCAGGGACAUGCUUGGCGUGGUAAAUGUCAGACUAAUGCUCUUACAGCAAACAAUCAUUUUCGUUUCACGGGAAGCCUUUCGCAAAGCUUGUCUCAGCAAGUCCAGUGAAAAACAUUGGCCUCAAGUAAUUAACCUGUUGUGGUGUGUCUUUCCCAUCGGUCUUUUAAUGUCAGCUAUUCUUGGAUACCUGUGGAUAUAUCAUCUAGAAAUUCCAGAUCCCGCAUUUGUCGCCAACUACCCACUAGGGGUUAUUGUAUUUGCAGGCACUGGAGCAUUGGAGUUACUUUCAGAACAACUCUGGGUUGUCUCUCAAGUUUUUCUAUUUUUCCGUCUUAAAAUCAUUGUUGAAGGAAUUGCAAACUUCUCACGAUGUUUCAUGACAGUUUUCCUUGUCAUCUGUUUCCCAAAUUUGGGGAUAAUUUCAUUCUGUCUUGCUCAAAUAUCGUUUUCUUUCUUGUCUGUUGUACUCUACUACACUUACUUCUGGUAUCAAAUAAAAACAGGUGCAAGUGAAUCAAUAGAACAAUUCCCACUAAAGACAUUAAGAGACUUCUUUCCUUGUACAAUUUCUAACAAGUCUGUAAUAAGUUGGGGUAUGGCGAAGCUUACAUGGAGCUUCUUCAAACAGUCUAUACUAAAGAAAAUCCUCACUGAAGGAGAGAGAUUUAUUAUGACCAUAUUCAAGGUCCUUACAUUUGCUGAACAAGGUGUUUAUGACGUCAUCAAUAACUUAGGAUCGUUAGUUGCUAGGUGUGUUUUCAUGCCUAUUGAGGAAAGCUAUUAUACUUUCUUUGCUCACAUACUUACUAGGGGUAAAACAGCAAAAGAACAGUCGCAAGAGGCUGCAAGAAUAGCAGCUGAGGUGUUAGAAGUGAUAUUGAGGUUAAUGAUAUUGAUUGGCAUUACAAUACUGAUAUUUGGGUAUUCCUACUCUUAUUUAUUGUUGGAUAUCUAUGGAGGGGCGACACUAAGUAGUGGGGAAGGACCCAACCUUCUUCGUUGGUACUGUGUGUAUGUCUUAAUCAUCGCAAUCAAUGGGAUCACAGAGUGCUUCAUGUUUGCAGCAAUGAGUAGAGAUGAAGUAGAUUCCUAUAAUUACAAAAUGAUGGUGUUUUCUGGCCUCUUUCUAACUGCAUCUUGGUAUCUCACCAUCUUUGGAAGCUCAGGUUUUGUAAUGGCCAACUGUUUGAACAUGUUGCUGAGGAUAUUUCACAGCUGUAGAUUUAUUGCUGAAUACUUCAAAUCUACACCAACACUGAAGCCAUUGAAAGGUCUUGUUCCAUCUCCCUGGGUUCUUGCUACCUAUGCUGUUGCAGGACUAAUUACUUCAUACUCAGAAACAGUAUUUUGCUGUAGCCAUGGCUGGUUUAACCGUAUUAUCCACAUUGUAGCUGGAGCACUUUGUCUUUUAGUUGUUGUUGUUACAGUUUGGAUAAAGGAAAAGGUUCUAGUCAAUUUUAUCUCCAAGCAGUGGCUUGGUGUAAUAAAAGAGAAAGAAAACUAAAUAUGUUGUAAAACAUGUUGUCAUACAAAAUAAAAUUACUCUACCACCUUG